Temnothorax curvispinosus is the source of this 734-nucleotide messenger RNA. RefSeq names its product U6 snRNA-associated Sm-like protein LSm8. Lineage: Eukaryota; Metazoa; Arthropoda; Insecta; Hymenoptera; Formicidae. The record is from RefSeq and is a predicted model, not a curated record. The transcript is spliced from 4 exons. The coding region runs from base 63 to 353 and encodes 96 amino acids. Gene Ontology annotation, cellular component: precatalytic spliceosome; U6 snRNP; U4/U6 x U5 tri-snRNP complex. Gene Ontology annotation, biological process: mRNA splicing, via spliceosome. Gene Ontology annotation, molecular function: RNA binding.
AGCUGAUGACUCGCUAACGUAUUAUCGAUACUUAGGUAGCUUUGUGUGACAUACAAUAAAUAAUGGCGUCAGGAUUAGAGAGUUACGUGAAUCAUACAGUUUCCAUUAUCACGUCGGACGGGAGGAAUUUUAUUGGCACGCUGAAAGGUUUCGAUCAGACUAUCAAUAUAAUUCUGGAUGAAUCACACGAGCGAGUAUAUAGCACAACGCAGGGAGUGGAGCAGGUUGUCUUGGGUUUGCACAUCAUCAGAGGGGAUAACGUAGCGAUAGUAGGAGAGUUAGACGACGAGAUGGACGCGAGAUUGGAUCUAUCGACAAUACGAGCUGACCCCCUAAGUUCUAUCAUACAUUGAUGAAUAUGUCUGAAGUUGCGAUUGGAAUGGCUGUCUGUUCAAAUUUGAAAUAAAAACAAUUGCGAGCAUUAGAGAAAAAAGUAAUACAACUUUCCAUACAGAGGUUGUAUAUUGUACAAAAAUCUUUCAUUCCUCAUAUAUAGACAUGUUUAUCAUAUAAUUGUAUUUUAAAAAGUGCACAGAGUUAAUACAGCGGUAUUUACAUCAUUGAGACAAACCGAAAAACUUGUGUUUGAAUCAACAACUCUCGUCUGUACAAAAAUCUUGCUAUAUAUAUCUAUAUAUAUAUAAUAUGAUAGUAAACUUUAUACAAAUAUAAUUUCGCUCUAUAUCUAUAUAAUGUAGUAAUAAUAAUAAACGAAGUAUGUAGAUUAACAUUGA